Molecule: messenger RNA, 1125 nt
Organism: Zygosaccharomyces rouxii
Lineage: Eukaryota; Fungi; Ascomycota; Saccharomycetes; Saccharomycetales; Saccharomycetaceae
Gene: MUM2
Product: Mum2p
Exons: 1
Coding region: 1-1125 (374 amino acids)
Source: RefSeq, a predicted model, not a curated record
AUGAACUAUAUGAAUUAUGGGUAUGAUCCUCAUCAGGCACUUGAAUCUGCAUUUACAAAUCUGAGGCUUGAGCAACCUCAUCCGAUGUAUGAAACUAUGGAUAGAGAUGGAACGAAGAUUCCUCUCUUAAAUUCAUCUCAGCAAACUCCUUUGAGUGCUGAUCCUCAACUGAUGCAUCCAUUGCCUACUCCGCUAUCAAACAAGUCGUCAAACUAUAUGCUUUCUCCAACCGUUAAUAAGGGUCAAAGUACGCCUACCUCUAUAGCCGCCGCCGGCCAAAAAGGUGGUAGUGGUGCUUUAACAAACCCAAGGAGUAGUAUAUGGGGUCAAAAUGCCUUGGAUGCAAAGUUUAGCAGCAAGGAAUUGGGUGUUGAUUCUACUGGUAAUGGAGAUAAUGGGGGUAGUAAUACUAACAAUAAUGUCUUGAGUGAGACUAGUACCUCUACAGCGGGAACAAUAUCAGCAUCUAAGAAUUUAAUGGAUUUUAAUACACAAGCUAGUAGUAGUAGUUUUGAUACUACUUUUGGGUCUCUAGCUAACCAUUCCAUGGAACAACAGCAACAAAAAGCAAAUAAUAACAGGAAAGACGCUAAAACAGAAUUGGAGUCAUUGAAAUUGAAAUUACAAUUCAAAGAAACUCAAAAUGAAAGUUUAGAACACGAAGUUCAAAUGUUGAAAAGUAUUUUCAAUCAAGGCUUAGAUCAUAAGCAAUCUGAAUUCAAAAAUGAAAGGCAAAAUCCUCAUGUACCACCACUGUCCCUAGAGAUCCCUGACAGUGUUGAAGAUAUGUUUAAAAAAAUGUCUAAGUCUCUGCAAAAGAAAGAUGAGGAAUUAAUUGCAGCAAAUCAAACAUUGGAGAGUAUUUUAACAGCGCUGGCGUUGAAUCCAACGAAUUCUAUGACAAAAUAUGGGAGGUAUGAUCCCGAAGCUCUUGCUCAUAAGACAGUCGUAAGAAUUGAAACUCUUACCAGGGAAAAUCAAGAAAUGUCCAAAAUGCUCGCCUAUGGCAGAUCUAAGGAGGCACAAAUUGAAUUACAGCUGAUGAAGAAGGAGAACGAGGAGUUGAAGGCGAAAGUAAUGGAAUUGCAGCAAUCCACCAUUAACCCAACCCCCUCAUCCAACUAA